AUGUCCUCCAUCACCCCCGCCGACUUUGCCGCUCUCCACCCCGUCCACCAUCUCAUUCUCGACCAACUCAUCGCGUCCGCCCCUCACUCCGCCCUCCGUCUCUGCCCUGCAAUCUACCAGCGCGCUAUUCCUGUGCUCUAUCGAGAAAUCCAUUCCUCGCCUGCUGUCUUCAGAGGCGUAGAGUUGCAAGAGGGGUAUGAGAGGACCGUGAAGGCUUUGGCGCACACCAAGACUAUCAUAGUCGGCGGCUUCGACAGCAUCGAUACCCUCUAUGCUCUCGCCGGUCCACGUCCGGUGGAAUCUUCCGACUCAUCCUCGACUCCUCCCUCGUCUCCUGUUGCCGCCUGUCCAUGCUACCCUCGCCGGUACUGCGGUCUAUUCCCGAACCUCGACCGCCUCGAGUUCACGUCUCUUGCGUUAGGGUCAGAAUACAUGGCGUAUCUCGACGAACUCGACGAUCCCGACCCACGGGGACAUGACCCACUUUCGUGGCAGCGGCUCGGGUUCCAGCUGCCAAAUGAUGUGAGAGAGAUGAUUUUUUAUCUGGACAACGACAGCGAAAAGCAUUGGUACGAGGUCGACCAGCAUAUCAUGAUCCAACGCCCGCACAAAGUUGUCAUCUUCAUCGGAGGGACGGUCAAGACGGCAGCUCAGGUCGCCAAGUCAGAGGAGACUUUCGCGAGACUAGGUGAAGAGCUGCCUGUGAUGUGGUACAACGCCGAACGUCUGACGGUCUUCGUCGAUACCAAUGAAGGUUUGGACCCGAGCGAUCAUGAACAAGUGCGACGUCACGCAAUCCCCAUGGGUAAGGCGCUGUCGACAUUCGCUCAUUUGUUCGCAAGGAUCGUUGUUUUGAGGCAAAAGAAGUGGGCGUUGAGAGACGAAGGAGAUGUGAAAAGGAAGUUGGUCGAUCAUGUCGAGAUCCACAUCCCCCUUGUUGCAAGAGUGCUAGAAGAAAUGAGUGAAGAAGGGCGAAAGCAGGUGGAUCAGCUCGUGAGGAAUGGGAGAUUGGCGGUGGGAGAGUUUGAAAAGUCGAUGGUGAAUGGUGUGGAUUUGAUGGAAAGAUGA
Messenger RNA from Cryptococcus amylolentus CBS 6039, 1068 nucleotides. RefSeq lists its product as hypothetical. The coding region runs from base 1 to 1068 and encodes 355 amino acids. The record is from RefSeq and is a predicted model, not a curated record. Lineage: Eukaryota; Fungi; Basidiomycota; Tremellomycetes; Tremellales; Cryptococcaceae. The transcript has a single exon.